AUGCGCGCGUCGAGCGCGUCCUGGCACGUCGAACAGGCGUUAACACCGUGUCGGGAGGCGUGCGAGCGCAGAGGGAAGGCGCGUGGGGCGGCGGCGGUGGCCACGGCGACGACGGCGCUGGAUGAGGCGUUGAGAGUCGCCCGGGAUGGGAGUUUAGAAGCGCUCGCGAACGAUGGGACGUCGGCGUCGACGUCGAGCGAGCGAUUGAACGUUCGGCAGCUAGAUGUGGUGGUGCCAGCGAUCGUGGCGUCGAUGGAGAGCGGGUCCACGAGCGUCAUGAACGCGGCACUGGGGGCGACGCAGUAUCUCAUUGCGCGUGGCAUCGUCGCUGGUUGCGCACGCGCGCCUCCCGGCGAGGUCGAGCGCACGGAGAGCUCGAGCGACGUUUUUAACGUUGAAGAGAUCCCGGCGAACUCCCCGAGCGAGGGUGUCGCGGAGCGGAGCGCGGAGCGAGCUGAGCACGACUCGGAGCGUCACGCCUGGGAUAUCGUCGACGCAAUAUGCGGCGCGGCAGAUGUCCGAGACGAGGCGCUGGAGUUGCAAGUUCUGAAGAGUGUGCUCACGGCCACGAGUAGUAGCACCUUUGAGGUACAUGACAGGGCAUUGCUGCGCACAGUUCGCACGUGCUACAAUAUAUACCUGUCAAGCAAAUCGGAGGUGAAUCAGAACACGGCCAAGGCAACGCUCACGCAAAUGCUCACGACAGUUUUUCAUCGGCUUGAAAGGGAUGAUCCGCAUGCGUCAGCGCCGACAAUCGUCGUUGCUGAUUUGCUCAGACCGAUCGGAUCUUCGACGGACGUCGAUAGUGUCACGACCAUGUCGAAUGCGGUGCAGUCGUUUAUGAACAAAGUGGCGACGGAUAUGAACUCGGUGGGAUCGUUGAGCUACUUCGCAGAUCCGGACACAGCCGUAAAAUCGGAUGCACUAGAGCGAGAGAUUACAGAUGGAGAGUUUGAUCACGACACGGCGCCGAUGACUCCGGUGAAAACGGCCACUCAGGCGCUGGAAGAUGUCUCAUCGCCUAUCACAAAAUCAUGCUUGGGCAACGGAACGUCCGAUCUCGAGCUCGACGCUUUUCUGGUUUUCCGCUCUCUAUGUAAACUUGCGAAAAAACCAGGAUCUGAAUUGAACGGUGCGGCGCUAGUGCGGAGCAAAAUCAUCGCUCUUCAGCUUCUGAAGAUCAUCAUAGAAAACGCAGGACGCGCGUUCUCAUCCAGCCCGCGUUUUGCCAACGUGAUGAGAGAGUAUCUUUGCGACGCAAUCGUUAGCAACUCGACGCCAAACGUGUCGGAGGCGUAUCAGCUAUCUUGUUCGAUCUUUUUGACUCUACUCACUCGAUACAGAGGGUAUCUCAAGGCAGAGAUCGGGUUCUUUUUCCCGAUGCUACUUCUCAAGCCUCUCGAACUCUCAGAGGCAACGCCGCUGAGCGCGUACAGCCAACGCGCGACGCUAGUGAAAGGGUUUCAAAUCAUAUGCGUCGAUGCACAACUCAUGGUCGAUCUUUUCGUCAACUACGAUUGCGAUUUGGACGGGCAAAAUAUUUUUGAGCGGAGCGUCUCGUCGUUGGUGCGCGUGGCCCAAGGGAUCGAUGUCAGUCAGGCGAGCGGGCCCGAUGCCGCUCGCGAGUCGUUGCUCAAGGCGGAAGCGCUCGAAUGUCUGACCACUCUGAUCUCAGCGCUGAACGUAUGGGUCAAAGCGCAUUUCAAUGGGGGUGAGAUCGCGGCAAGGAUGGAAGCAACGGACGAAUCAGAGCCCGGGACGUCGACGUUGACGCCGCUCAAGAUUUCAAACUCAGCGGAAGUGAACCUUGGAGACAGCAUAGCCAAAUUGAAGGCAGACAAACAAGAAUUUCAACACGGAGUUUCUUUGUUCAACAAGAAGGCGAAGAAAGGCCUCGAGUACUUGCAAUCGAUUGGCCGCCUUGGGAAAUCUCACGAGGAAGUUGCUGCCUUCUUGCAGAACACGCCGGGACUGGAUAAAACAGUAAUCGGUGAUUAUUUAGGAGAGCGGGAUGAACGGAUGCUCAAAGUCAUGCAUGCGUACGUAGACUCUUUGGAUUUUACGGGUUUAACCUUGGACGACGCCAUUCGUAAGUUUUUGGAGGGAUUCCGUCUACCGGGCGAGUCUCAGAAAAUUGAUCGACUUAUGGAAAAAUUUGCGGAACGCUACCACAAACUCAACCCAACGAUCUAUAAGAGCGCGGACACGGCGUACGUGCUCGCAUUUUCGAUUAUCAUGCUGAAUACCGAUGCACACAACCCUCAGGUGAAGAACAAGAUGACCAAGGAAGGCUUCAUUCGUAAUAACCGCGGCAUUGACGAUGGACAGGACCUACCGAACAAGGUGCUGGAGGAUCUGUACGAUCGAAUCGUGAACAAUGAAAUCAAGCUCAAAGAGACCGUCGAAGAUACAUCUAUCACGGCUGCCGAAAAGAAGGACAAGCAUAACUUUUCUGCUCGUCUCGGGAUGGAUGUUCUCUUCUCUCUGAUGUCGGGCAAGAGAGGUGAGGAGACGUUGCACAUCGACACCGCGGAUCUCAUCAGCCAAGUUCGCGAUCGCGCGGCUAAAACGAAGGGUUUUCUAACGGUUACCGAGGUGGAAUGCGCGAAGCCGAUGCUCGAGCUGAUUUGGAAUCCGAUUUUGUCCGUUCUCAGCGCGGCAUUUGAAGAUAGCGAGAGCGUUUCUGUGGUGUCGACGUGUUUGGACUGCUUCCGUUGUAUGGUCAGUUUCACGGCCUCAGUUGGAAUGAUGGAAACGCGCGAUAUCUUCAUCAGCACGCUCACAAAGUUCACGAGCUUGCACAUUCCGCACAAGAUGCGCUCAAAGAACGUAGUAGCGGUGAAGACACUCGUUGGAGUGGCGAUUGAGAACGGGAACGAUCUCGGAACCGCGAUGUGGACCAAAGUCAUGGCGUGCGUGAGCAGGUACGAGCAUCUGUACGCACUUGCGAAUGGGUUCAACGACAGUUCGUUGUUCAUGGAUUCCGGUUUCGCUGGGGAAGAGAACGAGAACGUGCAGACGCGUCCUAGAUUGUUCAGACGCUCGUCGAUGAAGCGAAGUAACGUGGGACAGGGGCCACCUACGGACGAAGCAGGAGUGCUCACGGAGUCAGCUCAAGUCAUGGCGCAAGCGCUCGAGGUGAAACUGAACGGGGGUGAUGAUAUGCAUCCGCCUGAUCCCGCCGUUCUCGCGCCGCUACAUCCCGAUGAACUCGCACAUUUGUUUCACGUGAGCGUGAACUUGAGCGGCGACGCAAUUGUCGAUUUCGUCCGGAGCCUAUGUGAACUCGCCAUUGAGGAGGUAUCCGCAAAGCACCCGCGCGCUUACGCACUCACAAAAAUCGUUGAGGUGGCGUCGUUCAAUAUGGAUCGCAUUCGUUUCAUUUGGGCGCGAGUUUGGCAUGUGCUGAGUGACUUUUUUGUCACUGUUGGAUGCUCCCCGAAUUUGCAAAUUUCCAUGACGGUGGUAGAUUCUCUUCGCCAGUUGGCGAUGAAAUUUUUGAGUCGCACAGAGCUCGCUAAUUAUUCCUUUCAGAAUGAAUUCUUACGUCCAUUUGUGGUGGUGAUGCGUCAGUCUCCGGCUGUAGAAAUCAGGGAACUCAUUAUCCGGUGUGUUUCACAGAUGGUGCAAGCGCGCGUGUCACACAUCAAGUCUGGUUGGAAAUCGAUGUUCAUGGUUUUUACGACAGCCGCCGCGGAUGAGGACGCGCAGGUGGUGUCUUUAGCAUUCCAAACUAUCGAAAGAAUCAUUCGUGAGCACUUUCAUUACAUCAUCGAGUCGGAUGCAGUGGCGUUCACUGACUGCGUGAACUGUCUGGUUGCUUUCACCAACUCUGAAGUGGGUUCCGAGGUUUGCCUCAACGCUCUCGCAUUCUUACGAUUCUGUGCUCUAAAGCUCGCAGAGGGGGCGCUCGGGGACCUCGAAGAGACAGUUGCUUCAGAGAAACAGCUCAUAUCGGAUGGAGUGGUGGAGAUCACGCCGACAAAGUCGACAAAGGCGACGACGUGCUUCACUGACGCGGAUGCGCACACGCACUUUUGGUUUCCCUUGCUCGCCGGUCUCUCCGAGCUGACGUUUGAUCCGCGUACCGAGAUUAGGACGUCUGCGCUGGAGGUCCUGUUCGAUACGCUCAAAUUCCACGGGAGCUCGUUCGCCCCCGGUUUCUGGGCGCGAGUGUACAGUAGAAUCUUGUUCCCGAUUUUCGAUCACGUUCGAGCAGACAUCGUCCCGCAAGUGACAGAUGGAGAUGACGAUUACCAGGUCGCGACAGAGGACAUCGAUUCCUGGUUGUUCGGUACGUGUGCGCGAUGCUUGGAACUCGUGGUGGACCUGGCGGUUCAAUUUCAUGAACCCAUCGUUGAAGCUGGGAUUCUUCCGUGCUUGCUCAACCUCCUGUGCAGUCUCGCCGAGCGCGAGCAUGAACAGCUCGCCGCGUGCGGUGUCGUCGCCUUCAAGCGUCUUCUUAUCAGCGGUGCACCAUUGAUGAAAGAACGCGAGUGGCAUCAGUGUAUGGAAGCGCUGAAGAAAGCUUUCGACGCGACGGAUCCCGAGUUUGAAUUAUUUUUGCACGGCGAGCAAGAUCCGGCGCUCUCUCGCGCGGCGCUCACGCGCGUCAAAACUCAAAUUCUUUUGGUAUCUGCGGCGCACGAUCUGUGCACCGAAGGGACAGUCACGCGGCAGAAUUUCAACGUGGACACACUUUUCGUGCUUUUGGACGUGCUCGAGAGCGUGUACGACAAGGCGUCCGACGCGUCGCGAUCGCUCAGGGCUCUCGACGUAGAAGUCUCGACUUCAACAGAGGAGGCAAAGGCUUUGGUUCUGACGGUCGAAGUGAGCGCCGCGUCGCUAACGCUUCGAACGCUUUCGACGCUACAGUCCGAUGGUGACAGUCUUCGGACGGAUCAACUCGCUCGCAUAGUGAUCGCGGCACUUGAAUCGUACUCGCGUCUGGACAUAGAGGGAGGCGGUGAUCUUCGUGAGUGUGCGCGCAUGUACGCCCACGUGUGCGUCGAGGCGCUCGACGCCGUCCGGGCUCUCGACGCGACCAACUUUACGAAGAACAUGCCGAAGUUGUACCCGCUUCUCAUCGCCCUCGUUAGAGUCGAGGAGAAACCAAAGGAACUCUCCAAUGCGCUCUGCGAUGUCUUCUCUGAACACGUAGGUCCACGUCUCGAAGCGAAUCCAACACGAGCGAGCGCGACGCCUGUAGACGUAGAUGCUUAA
This is a messenger RNA of Ostreococcus tauri, 5223 nucleotides long. Its product is annotated as Armadillo-like helical. The record is from RefSeq and is a predicted model, not a curated record. Gene Ontology annotation, biological process: regulation of ARF protein signal transduction. NCBI's taxonomy places the organism in Eukaryota, Viridiplantae, Chlorophyta, Mamiellophyceae, Mamiellales, Bathycoccaceae. Gene Ontology annotation, molecular function: guanyl-nucleotide exchange factor activity. Gene Ontology annotation, cellular component: trans-Golgi network. The coding region runs from base 1 to 5223 and encodes 1740 amino acids. The transcript has a single exon.